This is a messenger RNA of Guillardia theta CCMP2712, 1584 nucleotides long. RefSeq lists its product as hypothetical. The coding region runs from base 1 to 1584 and encodes 527 amino acids. Gene Ontology annotation, molecular function: zinc ion binding; DNA-binding transcription factor activity, RNA polymerase II-specific. The record is from RefSeq and is a predicted model, not a curated record. The transcript has a single exon. Gene Ontology annotation, biological process: regulation of DNA-templated transcription. NCBI's taxonomy places the organism in Eukaryota, Cryptophyceae, Pyrenomonadales, Geminigeraceae.
AUGUUCCCGGCGGCUCUGAAUGAUGCAAGGGCGGAUAUGGAAGUUGACGUCAAGACUCAAACGAGCAUGAAGGAACAGUUGAAACGCGACAGAGCAUGCCAGGCAUGCAACAAGAGCAAGAUUAAAUGCGACGGUGAGAGGCCGUGCAGGAGUUGUAUCUUCAAAGGCAAGACCGACAUGUGUGUUGAUCAAGUUCCAAAGAACUCAGAAUCAAACCUGAACAGAAAGAAAAGUCCUCUUGGGUUUCCCCGAAAGGCAUUGAAGAGGGACCAAGCUUGCAUUAGGUGCAACAAGAGCAAAGUCAAGUGCGAUGGCUGUCGCCCUUGUGGCCGCUGUAUCUCUCGAGGGAGCGAGAAUGAUUGCAUGAGCCAAGUGGAGUAUAACAGUAUUAUGUCAAAUCGUAGCUCUCCUCUAUCUGACACGUCGAGCGAAGAUCAACUGGCGCAGCUUUGGAAUACUACAGAAGUUGUGCCUGGGUUUUCUGCACAUCCUGAUUUUUCCUCUUACGACAUGUCAAACAAUGUGAAUCAGGAAUUUGACUUCUUGAACAUGCCUGUUGAUAGGCCAAUAGCCUUCCCGGCACAUUGUCUCGCCCACUCAAGGAGAUCGGAUCAGUCUUCCUCUCAUGAUGUCCCAUUCUUGUUGAGGACUUUCUGGGAGAAUCAAGGGGUUUCAAUCUCUGGAAUUCGAAACAUUUACGGUAUUUUACCCCUGCGCUUGAAGGACACGCUUGCGAGAUCCUUGACAGCGCUCGAACGGCUCCUGAAUGCACGAGCUCGAAGUUAUCAAAUAGCCGCCAUGGACUCAAGGGCUCUCAGAAGUUGGCAGCAGUCGGCGAGGUGCGGGUUUCAGUCCAUCACUCUGGACCCUUGCACCAACAGGUGGGCUACUUGUGCUGUAAACGAGUGGCUGUCGGAGUUUGCUGGCGUUCAUCGAGAGGAGAUGCUUGCGAGGAUGGCGAAUCAAGAGAUGCAGCUGCCGUCAACUGAGCUCCGUCAGUUCUGCGCUCACUUGUCUGGCCUCUUGGAGCUCUCGAAGCUGAUCUUUGAUCCUUUCUGCCUGAAAGAGGGUGACAAGCGGUAUUGGGUCUCUCGAUGGAACAAGAAUUUCGCCAAGGAUCCCUGCCCUGAAGGCGUCUUGAUGAGAGCUUGCCUCACUGUUCACACUGACGAAAAUGGUUUCCUGUGCGGGAUAACUCGAACUCAAGUGGUGAUCUCGGAGGAAGAGUACGAUGCGGCUCUGCGAAACGACCCAAGUGCGUGUGAGGCUCUUGCGAUGGCAGUGGUUGGUGUGAAGAGCGGGAAGGAGUUAGUUCAGCGGGAGCUCAUCCAAGAGGAGAGCAUCAUUAACAUGGUCUCUACUGACAAGGGGAUGAGUCAGCUCAACACAUUGUGCGAUAUUCUCGAUUUGAAAUUUCGACCGAUCGUGGACCGAGCUAUUGCCGAGGGUCUAUACACGUUGCCCGGUGUUGAUAGUCAAGUGCCCAACGACUACGGAUGUUUCCCUGCUUGUCAUGUGCAGCCUCUCUACGGCACGUCGCAGGCAUUUACGCAUUCUGAUGAUUUCUUCCAGGAAAGGCAAUGA